Messenger RNA from Paramormyrops kingsleyae, 3719 nucleotides. The record is from RefSeq and is a predicted model, not a curated record. NCBI's taxonomy places the organism in Eukaryota, Metazoa, Chordata, Actinopteri, Osteoglossiformes, Mormyridae.
AGUUUUUUGGCUUACUAAAAAGAGCCCAUCAUUACUAAAAAUUCCCAUCACUCGUCUGCUGUCUGGGGUAGAUUUUGGUGAAAGGAAACCAGUUUAUUUUAAUAAUUUGGCUAGACAACAAAAUAUUUUCACAAGUGCAAAGCUUGGUUCUUGAAUUUGCGCUUCCAGGAGAUGCAGUCUACAUGUGAGGUUUAAAUUUUAGUUGAGAUUUUGAUAUAGAAAUUCUGCCGCAGUUACACAGGAAAAACUGCAGAGUCGUUUUUCCAGAGUUAAAAUUUUUUUACUCAAAAAUAGUUGUUUUUGCUCUAUUUUGAGUCUACAGAGUAAAAUGUGUCAGUAGAGUGAGAGCUAAAUUACAGAGUAACUGUGACUCCUCCCCUAACUGUUCUCGAUGCAAGGUGACGAGCGGCUCGAGUUGUGCACCGCAUGUACUUCACUCGGUAUAGAGUUAAAUAAUUGGAUUGCUGGAGGCCAUUUUGAUGUGCAUUAUCCCUGUUCGAACAUACUGUAACUGUGGGGACGUAAGGUAUUUUCAGCAUUUACAGGGGCUAGUUCGGUGUUUUUUUUUCUGUCAGACUCUACAAUGUCGAUGUUUCAAUUCAAAAUUCAGUUUAAGAAUCAUUUUUGACCACCGCGGAGCAGCGUACGAUAACUUGUUUCUCUACUAACUGUUCUCCUCCCAAAGUUUAGUUUAUCCGCCACUGCUGUUAGUCAAGGCCAUCUACCGCUGCUGCUUAUAUUAUCCCAAUUCGGACCAUAUUCGGGACGCAAUUUAUUUUCAGCAGUUACAGGGUCUAGUCGGUGAUUUUUAUAUCUUUCUGAAUCUAGAAUGUUGGUGUUUCAAUUCAGAGUUCAAUUUUUACAGACAUUCACAUGAGAAACAGUUACCUCUGAAAAUAGCUAUUGAGCGCCCUGCCUUAAGAUAACUAUUGGACAGUUAUUACAUAUUUAAAAACACAUUAGUGAACAAAGAUUAUUCAUGUUGUGUAGAGUACUCAUUAGGCCUGUUGCGAUAAACGAUAAAUCAGUUACUUGCACGAUAAUUAAAAUGAGGUCUAUCAUUUUUCCUGCGCGAUCAUUUUCACUUGCAUGCUUGUUUGUUUUCGUGUCUCUAACAAAUGGGAAUAUCGGCUCUUUUUAGCAAACCGGCUCAUUUGUCUCAGCUCACCAAGAAGAACCGGCUCUUUCGGCUCUUUAUAAAAAAACCCGCCACUCUCUUCGUUUAACCUGAGGCUGAUUAGCGUGACCUGAUUUCAGCUUGUUAAAAAUAAGACACCGUCUCGUGGGCGGGGUUUUUCAGAAGACAACGUGUUCUGGUCAAAGUCGUUCUUAGUGUUUAGGCAGCUCAAAAACCCAGACAAUUCUAUAAACAUUAAUAAAACAGCUCUUUAACAGGAGCCGGCUCCCAUCGUUCACUAAAAAGAGUCGGCUCAAAGAGCCGUCUUGUUCGCGAACGACACAUCACUAGUAAUGAGGCGUUAACUCUCGUGUCAGUGGGCUCUUUGCACGUCAGCUUCCGCGUUCAUGGAAAUACGGCUCGCUCAUUUCCGGUCUGUAUUAGAUUUGCUAAUAUGUUAAUUGGACAAAUUCUCAAUAGCUGAAUAGCAUCCUAUCAAAGUGGCAUGAACAGAUAAUCAGACAAUUGAUAUGGUUUAUAUUUAAUGCCGUUUACAGGACUUGCCCAAACUUAUGAUCAACGACAUACAGUACAUCGCUUUUGUAAAUCCUUCUCCAAAGUACCAACGAGUAAAUUAGAGAAUUAGAAGGUUUAAGAUGUUUGCCUUGUCUUACAUCCACGGAUACGGAUACAUUCGUUCAACUUUUGUGGCUGGCGUUAGCCGUAGCUUACGCUAAUAGACGUUACUCCCGGACAUUGAUAGUGUAUGCAUGUUGCAAUUAAGUAACUAUGAACAUCCCCAGUCAUUCUAGCGGAGAAUGUUUAACUUAGUAUGUUCUAUAUGUGCUUAAGUACACAUUGCGUUAAUCUGUGUUUGCUAUUCUUAGUGUCAAACGGGAACAGGAGAGGUAUAGGCCUAUAUAGCUGCUUCAGAUCCUUGAAGAAGCACGACAAACAUCGUAGUGUAAAAGUAUGACAGCACUGGUACUUUGUCAGAGUUCUAAUUAAAGCUGUUUAAUAUUCAGAUUUGUGUUAUAUAGACUCAUCAAAGCUUAUGAUAAACCGCCAUAAAACGAGCCACGGAGAUGCUGCAGCGAACGCUUUCAGACAAUGUUGUGAAAAUACGCUGUAUAAAUAAAAUUGAAUAUUUAGGUACAGUAUUAUACUGUAUUAUAUAGCGUAUUUUAAUUAUACACAGUCCAGUAAUUUAAUUUGUAUAGCACUGUAAUUUGAAAAGCGUUUGAAACGGUUGUACUAUAUUUUGCAAUCAAAAUUAGUGACACUGUCCGUUUUAUUACCUAUUAUUCAUGUAAGAAAUAUACACGUGUCAGUUAGACUGAGACAUGAAGAAGAAAAAAUCGGUUAUGAUGAUCAUCCGAUUAUAAUUAUCAAUUUCGCCCAGGCAGACGUGUUCAAUAUAAACGGUAAAGUAAAAUGUGGCAAUAAAUUAUAUGAAACGUGAGUAUAAAUAUGUUGGAUUUGCCGAAUUUCCCAGAGGUUUGCGUGGAAACUUAAAACUCAAUUGUAUUUUGAGGAUGUGGUGCACUUAGGAAAUUAUUAUUAUUGUUUUUUGUUUUUUUUUUAGCUUCUGAAACACAAGUUUAUCCUUUCUUGCGCUCAGUUACUCAAACCGGAAGCAAGUGAGCCGUAUUUCACACUGGCGGAUAUGACGUCACUGCGAUGUUAUUGUUUAUCGCAAUAAUUCCUGAGACAAUUUAUCGUCCAGCAAAAUUUGUUAUCGUGACAGGCCUAGUACUAAUGAAUGUUCUUUUCUUCAUGUGACUGUGAGUGUUAUCCUUAUGUUUAACUUUGUCUUUUUGGUUCCUUCAGGAUGCAAACCAACAAUGUUGUCAGGGUGAAGUUCAAAGACAGCAAGAAAUAUAUUUUUUCUUCAAAACCAUUUACAUUUCAGACGUUUUUGGAAUGUGUUGCCAAGAAAUUUGAUCUUCCUACAAUGGAUGUUAAAGUCUUUGAUGACACAAAGACAGAAGUUGAUGAGGAAGCAUUCGAAUAUCUGAUGACGCGACCAGAUCUUGGUGUUCUAGAAAUUUUCAUCCCAGGUACAGCAAGCCUUAAUGAUUCUUUAAGCUCAAGCUCAUUAGGAGAUACUGAGGGCACAUCAGAAUUUGGUGAUGUAGCAAUGUUGAUUAGAAGUCCUCCUGAAAAAAAUGAAGCUGAGGAACGUCGUCUUGCCCAAAUGAUCGAAGAUAUUCUAAAGAACAGCCCUGGAGGCGAAAGGGUCAUAAACGAAUAUGCUCGCACUAAAAGUCUGUCAGAUGCUCGAAGACGUGACAUGGUGAAAAUCUUGGUAGCACAUUUGACAAAUGAACAUGGAACAAGCCCGUCCCGGCGUAUGAAGGAAGAAUAUGCAAAGGGAAUCGUAUCCCUAUUCCCAAACUUGGCUGACCCCAGGAGCAAGCUUGGUUAUGAGCAUUAUUACAAUGCAACAGAUGGAAGUGGAUAUUUGGCAUGGAGAAUAAAAACCCUGCAGAAAGAAGCAUCUCAGGGACGGAUGAAGCACCAACGGGAACCACAAACAGGUGGGCCAACUGCUGACAGACAUCCAUACAAAGAAGACAGCUGCUUGACUGAUGACCAGUAA